AAGCAGCCCAAACAAGCUAGGAUGAUCCUCACGCAGUGCGCCGUCUGCGCCACCGAGCUUGGGCUAACCUUGGGGAAGAAAUGCGGCCGCUGCAGCACGCGCUAUUGUGGGCCCGAAUGCCAGGUGCAGCACUGGAAAGAGGGCGGUCAUGACCAGCUCUGCAAGAAGAUUAAAAAAGCGGGUGGAGCCGAACAGUACAACGCAAAUAAGAAGUACGCGGAGGCCGUCGCCGUCGCGGCCGAGGCGUGCGCCGACGACACGAGGGGCCAGACGUGCUACAUCUGCACGCAGGCCGUCCAUUGGAAGACGAAGGAGGGUCUUGUGCGCGGGUGCGCGUGCCGCGGGACGGCGGGCUUCGCGCACGUGUCGUGUUUGGCGGAGCAGCCGAAGAUUCUGGUCGCGGAGGCCGAGGAGAACAAUUUGGACCUCGAGGUGAAGCAGGCGAGGUUUAAUCGUUGGCACACUUGUAGCCUGUGCGAGCAAGACUAUCACGGCGUGGUUUACUGCGCGCUCGGCUGGGCGUGCUGGAAGACGUACGUGGGUCGGGCGGAGAGGGAUCAGAGUAGGCGCUUGGCGAUAAACAUGCUCGGGCUCGGUUUAAGUAGUGCAAACCACCAUGAUGACGCGCUGGUCGUGAAAGAGGCCACUUUGGCUAUAAUGCGGCGCCUUGGCGACUCAGAAGACAACAUGCUUGCCGUGCAGAGUAAUCUUGCGAAUACGUAUGAGGUGCUCGGACAAUAUGAACGGGCCCUGCAGAUGCGGCAGGAGGCGUACUCUGGACGUGUGAGGCUCAACGGUGAAGAACAUGCACAAACCCUCCGAGCGGCCGACAACUACGCGCUAUCUCUUCUUAAACUACGGCGCUUCGAAGAAGCGAAGAGAUUGCUACGCAAAGUGGCGCCAGUGGCGCGACGCGUCCUCGGUAAGGACCACGAGCUCACGUUGUCUUUGCGCGAGGACCUCUGUCACGCGAUGCUAGACGAGGACUCUGCCGCCGACGAAAAGCGCGAGGCGCUUGAGAUGCUCAAGGACACGGCAGGGGCAAUGCGCCGCGUCCUGGGCCCGGAUCACCCAGAUACCGUGCACGCCCAAACUAGGCUGGAGUCUUACGUGGAAAAGUACCGCGAGUCGGUUUGA
Pelagomonas calceolata is the source of this 1137-nucleotide messenger RNA. The record is from the annotation of a GenBank genome assembly. Lineage: Eukaryota; Pelagophyceae; Pelagomonadales; Pelagomonadaceae.